UAAGGAAGGCAAAAAGAAAAAAAAAGAAUGGGGCUGAACGGAGCGUGGAAGCAUCCAGAAGGAAGUGACAUGAAACAUAGAGAAGUAUGAGGUAUGUAGGUUCCAACUUCCAACUACCCCAGUGCAUUUUCUUCUGUUAGGUAAUAGGUGGAGUAUAAUAAAGAAGAAUAAUUGCACCAAAAUGACAUUUCUGAGGUCCGUAGCCACAACUGCAACUGCUGUAGCAGCUAUCCCUGCAGCCUUCGCCUUUUAUUCUCAUUCAUCUUCUUCUUCUCUUCCUCGCUCUUCCCAAUCCCCCAAAUCCUCCAACAAAUUGGGCCUUGUCAAAACAUUGGCUACCCCUCCCUCUGCCCUCCACAUGGCCCACGACCUCUCUUCCCAGCCUCAAGCUCUCUUGCCCGAGCUACUGACGGAGUACAUGGUGGAUAUGAAAUGCGAAGGUUGUGUUAAUUCUGUCAAAAAUAAGUUGCAGGAGAUUAAUGGAGUUAAGAGCGUAGAGGUGGACUUGAGCAAUCAGGUUGUUAGGAUUCUUGGUUCAACGCCGGUGAAGACUAUGACUGAAGCACUGGAGCAGACUGGUAGAAAAGCCCGGUUAAUUGGACAAGGAGUGCCAGAAGACUUCUUGAUAUCCGCUGCUGUUUCCGAAUUCAAAGGUCCAGUUAUUUUUGGUGUUGUUCGCUUGGCUCAAGUAAAUAUGGAACUUGCUAGGAUUGAAGCCAACUUUAGUGGCCUGUCGCCAGGAAAGCAUGGUUGGUCUAUUAAUGAGUUUGGAGAUCUGACUAGAGGUGCAGCAAGCACUGGUAAAAUGUUCAAUCCGACAAAUGAUGAAAACACUAAAGAGCCACUUGGCGACCUGGGAACACUAGAUGCUAAUGAAAAGGGUGAGGCCUUCUUCACUGGGGUCAAAGAAAAGCUGAGGGUGGCUGAUCUUAUUGGACGAUCUGUGGUGGUAUAUGCAACUGAAGAUAAAUCAGAACAUGGUGUAGCUGCUGCAGUAAUAGCCAGAAGUGCAGGAGUUGGUGAGAACUAUAAAAGACUCUGCACAUGUGAUGGCACCACCAUAUGGGAGGCCAGCGAUAGCGAUUUUGUUACUAGCAAGGUCUGAUGACGUAAUUUCCCCGAAAACAAACCCUUGUAAUUUACCUCUCUUGUCGCCCAACUGCAUUUCCAUAUUUUCAGGAUUCUGUACCCUUUUGGGAAAAUUAUUCAUCUGUCUUUAGUUUACAUUGAAUUUCUUCACAUAAAUUAUCAACUUAUUUUUUGGAUAAGAUGGUUAAUUUGAGAAAUCUCUUGAUUCUUAA
Cajanus cajan (pigeon pea) is the source of this 1301-nucleotide messenger RNA. RefSeq names its product copper chaperone for SOD1 (gene CCS). Gene Ontology annotation, molecular function: copper ion binding. The record is from RefSeq and is a predicted model, not a curated record. Gene Ontology annotation, biological process: superoxide metabolic process. Lineage: Eukaryota; Viridiplantae; Streptophyta; Magnoliopsida; Fabales; Fabaceae.